GCUGCUACUACACCAUUUCAAAGCCGGCUCUCUCUCUCUCUCUCUCUCUCUCUCUCUCUCUACAUUUCUUUCUCUUUCUAGAAUUGGAUACGAAAAUUGAUGUGGUCUGUCAACAACUGGAAUUUGGAAAAUCAUUGAUUGAUGAUGAUCAUAUCAUAGUUCUUUGAUUUUCGCAGACUAAAAAUGUGCUAUUAUUAACAAAAUCAACUUCAGAGAGGCUUUGUUGGGUUUCUAGGGGAUUCUGAAUCACUCUGUUGCAGAGUUUGCUUCUUCAGUUGCGAACUAAUGACAGACAAAUGAGAAUGCCAGAAAGUGAAGUUAAAUGGCUAUCUCAAAGGUAAGCAUUUAAUGAAUAGGGCUGGAAACUAUAAGUUUGCAAUGGACCAAAAAGAUAUUGUUAGAUUCUUGAUGACCUCCAUUGGAAGUUUCAUCCAAGAUCAGUUGAUUGAUAAAGAAAAGAGAACCCAACAAAAAGAACAAUGUGCAGAGAGAUUAGCAGCCGAAGAUGGAAGCUCUGACAAUGACACAGAAGUCCGGUACUCUGAUCAAGCAGUACUAGCAAAUUUGGAUUGGGGGAUUGACGCCCUCGAGGAAGCCAUCAACACAUCCAAUAUGGAAACUAAGCUUGCUCGAUUGGACUAUGCAGAGAAGAUGUUGCAAGUAUGUGCAAUGUUGAAUGCUAGCCACAAAACUGCUGGGGUCCCCAAUUUCUAUCUUUCCACUUGGGCCCAUCUCAACCUUUCGUAUCUGUGGAAAUUGCGAAACAAUGUUCACAACGCAGUCCUUCACAUCCUCGAGAUGUUCGCUGUUGAUCCUUUCUUCUCUCGGAUUGAUUUUGCUCCCGAGCUAUGGAAAACUCUAUUUCUUCCACACAUGAGUUCAAUUGUUGGGUGGUAUUCAGAGGAGAGACACAGGCUAGUGAUGGAUGUAAUUCCAGAUUCCACUGAUUUGUCAUUCACUGUGGAUUUUGAUCAAUACUUCAAUGAAUCUUUGAUCUUUUCUAUGAGGCCGGAUCAGGCAGAGAAGAUGCAGAAACUGGAGCAGCUUUACGCCCAAUCGUUGGAUGAGAAUACAAGGCUUUAUGCAAAAUACUUUAAGGACUGCAUGAACUUUGAUUCUACCACUAGCAAGAAGGCAAUUCCAAUGUUUCCAAUUGUAGAGGCACCUAUGACUCCUUUGCACGAGGUGAGCCGGUCAAUUCCUGAUUAUGUGAAAUUUGGUCCCAUCUUGCCCAAGAGUGCUGGGUUUUCACCAAUGCUCAAAUCUAGAGAAAAUGCAAGAGAAGCUUCAAGAUUGAACAUAACGUUCAACAAUUCUGAGAUCCUGGAAAAGUCUGCUAUAUGGGAUCCACAAGUAAGAUUCAGUAUAAAAUUGGUAGAUUUCCUUUGCUCUCUUCUUGGGUUUUGCCUUAUGCCCUUUAUAUGCUCAGUUAGAGUUCCAUUCAUUCUAAUCAUCAGGAGGCCUGAAGAAGAAGAAGAAAAAGAAGAAGAAGAUGAUCCUGACAUUGAGCCUGAUGCGCAUGAGUCUUAUGAAAAUAGAGCUCAUAAAGUGGUAUCUCUUAGCAGCUUCAAUUUUAGCAAGGAUGACAAAACUGACCCAAACUUGAAACCAAAAAAAGUGAAUGAAGAAACUGUGCUAAACAUGCAGGUAAAAAAAGUGAAUAGUCGAAUGCAUUCUCCUGCUAUUAUGUCUCCUAUGGAUUCCCCUAGAACUCCUUCCCCAAAGAUUUCAUCCCCGAAACUAGACAUGCAUUGUAAAAAGGAACGCACAUCUGUAUUGCGCCUUUUGUCCAACCGUGCAAUGGACUCUGCUACUUCAUCCUCUUUGCCUGCGUCACCACGUUUGUGUACUGAUUCCAGCGUAAGCUCAGCAGACUCAGAUGGUGAAGUAGCGGAAGUGCAGCAAAGCAGUAGGAAAAGCGUUCGUCAUACACCGAGUAGAAGUUAUGGACAUGUGACUAGCCAAGUACUAGAAAACAGUUCUCUCAAUGCAAGUGACGAACGAAGCCACAGUUGUGUUUCUCUCCCAUUGUCUGAGAAUUUGACUUCUCAAUCAAGACAACCAAAAGAUUUUGUCUGCCCCAUCACUGGCCAGUUUUUUUCUGACCCAGUUACCCUUGAAACAGGUCAGACAUACGAAAGGAAAGCAAUUCAAGAAUGGAUGAAAAGAGGAAACACGACAUGCCCCAUUACCCGCCAGCCUCUCUGUACAAAUACACUGCCGAAAACAAACUACGUUUUGAAAAGGUUAAUCACCUCCUGGAAAGAACAGCAUCCUGAUCUUGCUCUGGAAUUUUCCUUUACUGAAACACCAAGAAGUUCCUUCGGCACUCCCUCUUCGAAAGACUUCCAUUCAGAGUCAUCUCCAUGUAGGAUAGUCAAUCUUUCCAAUCAUAGGAACAGAAAUGAACAUAUUAAUAGGACCAGGAGAUUUAUGCGAGCUGCGGUGUCAACGUCACCAACCAGUGUGAUAUCUCAAGCUGCUUUUGAAACAAUAAUCAAUGGGUUAAAACCUUACAUUACGAGUCUUUGUAAUUCAGAUGACUUGAAAGAAUGUGAAGCAGCUGUGUCCACGAUUGCCAGGACAUGGAAGGACUCGAAUGCUGAUCCAGGGCUUCAUUCUUAUUUAUCUAAGCCGACAAUAAUAAAUGGGUUUGUGGAGAUACUGUCAGCUUCUCUGGACAGGGAAGUUCUUAGAUCAUCAGUUUACAUUCUCUCUGAACUGAUAUUUUCAGAUGAUAGUGUUAGUGAAAUUCUAACGAGUGUUGAUUCUGAUUUUGAUUGCUUAGCUGCUUUGCUAAGAAAUGGUUUAGCUGAGGCUGCUGUCCUUAUAUACCUGUUGAGGCCAACGUUCUCUCAGCUUUCAGCUCAUGAUCUCAUACCAUCUCUUGUCCAACUUAUUAUAACAACGCACGAUGAGCUAGAUGAUCUUCAUCUAGUAAUGGAGCCCAAGGGUGCUGCAAUAGCAAUGCUUGAGCAAUUGUUGAUGGGAGGAGAUGAGAACAGCCGAUCCCUUAAUGCUAUUAGGGUUAUAUCUGCAAAUGGGAUUCCAGUAUUGAUUAAGUGCCUGGAUCAGGUAGAAGGAAGACAGUCCAUUGUAUCCAUACUAUUAUGCUGUAUUCAUGCUGACAAGGGUUGCAAGAACUUGAUCGCAAGCAGAAUUGAAUUGUCUCCUAUUCUUGAAUUAUUUUAUGCCGGAAAUGAUAGCGUGAGAGGCAUAUGUAUAGAUUUUCUCUCCGAAUUAGUUCAGUUGAACAGGAGAACAUUCUGCAACCGGGUUUUGCAAAUAAUUAAGGAUGAAGGGGCAUUUAGUACCAUGCACACCUUGCUUGUCUAUCUACAGAUGGCUCCAAUGGAACAACAACCUACUGUUGCCACUCUUCUUCUUCAGCUUGAUCUCCUGGUUGAGCCUCGAAAGAUGAGCAUUUACAGAGAAGAAGCUAUAGAGGCACUAAUUGAAGCACUUCGCAAAACUGACUUUCCUAAUUCUCAAAUCAUGGCUCUUGAUGCCUUACUAUCUCUUUCCGGACGUCUGACUCCCUCAGGGAAGCCCUGCACUGAAGCCUGGUUACUCAAAAUUGCAGGGUUUGAUCAACAAUAUAAUGCUUUAAUGAAGACAGAGAUUUCUAAAACACAUAAAAAUGAACUGACAGAGACAAUGGAAGAAGAAGAGAAAGCUACAAGUUCUUGGGAGAAAAGGGUAGCUUUUGUGCUUUGUAACCAUGAAAAGGGCUCAAUUUUUAAAUCUUUGGAAGAAUGUCUCAAAAGUAAUUCCAUAGAGAUGGCAAAAUCAUGCCUUGUCGUCGCCACGUGGCUUACACACAUGCUUUACAGUCUUCCUGAUACUGGUAUAAGAGAUGUUGCUCGGAAGUUUUUGCUUGACCAGUUUAUAAAUGUGUUGCAAUCAUCAAAAAACCUUGAGGAGAAGAUAUUGUCAACUCUUGCUUUGAAAGCCUUCAUUACUGAUCCAGGUGCACUAAUUGAAUUGGGGGUGUAUGCCAAAUGCGUGUACAAAACAUUGAGAAAGCUUAAAAAAAAUUCCAAGAUGGUAAAUGAUAUACUGAAAGCGUUGAUGAACUUGCCUUCUGUCAAUGUGACAGAGCUGUGGUGUUGUGCUGAAGCUGCUGAGUUAGAUUCAUGCGCAAAUGGUGAGGUUCUGUCUCUGCUUCAUCUAAAGGGUCGUCUAAUCAGCAGCCAUUCUGAUGGAACUAUUAAGGUGUGGGAUGCUGGUAAGAGGGUUCCGCGGUUGAUUCAGGAAGUUCGUGAACACACCAAAGCUGUCACAUGCCUCUACGUUCCAUCUUCAUGUGACAAACUUUACAGUGGUUCCUUAGACAAAACAAUUAGGGUUUGGGCAAUCAAGCAAGAAGAAAUUCACUGCCUUCAAGUUCAUGAUGUGAAAGAAGCAGUUCACGAGUUGACAGCAAAUGCCAACGUUGCAUGCUUUUCCUCCCAAGGAACAGGAGUUAAGAUUUAUAAUUGGUCUGGGGUUAUAAAGCAUAUUAACUUCAACAAAACCGUCAAGUCCCUUGCAAUGUUUGGAAGUAAGCUGUACUGUGGUUGCACUGGUUACAGUAUCCUGGAGGUGGAUUUGCACAAAUACACAGCUGCAACAUUCUAUUCUGGUGUGAGAAAAAUCUUAGGGAAACAAACUAUACAUUCUUUAUGUAUUCACAAUGGUCUUCUCUUUGCGGGUGGUACUUCAGUUGAUGGCAUUGCAGGGAAGGUUUUCUCUCUCUCAACCAAGGCAGUGAUAGGGACAUUCUCAACGGGAUUAGACAUUCACUGCAUGGCUGUAAACAAUGACUUAAUAUUUACAGCCACAAAAUGUGGGAUUAUUGAGGUAUGGUUGAAGGAAAGAGUCACCAGAUUUGCUUCCAUCAGAAGUGGAGGGGGACAUAUGAGAAUCACAUCAUUGACUUCAGAUGCAGAUGGAGAGAUGCUUUUUGCCGGUUCCUCCGAGGGUAGAAUCCAGGGAUGGGGUUUGGACUGAGAUUUGGAACAUAAAGAUGAGUAUUAUCUACUGUUUUACUGUACAAUAAACGUUGUGUAUUGUUAUUAUUAUUAUUAUUAUUUUUGUGGUUGACGUCAUGCUAGUCGGAGAAUUUGUUGAUGCAGAGGAAGAUGACAGUGAGUGAUACCUCAGGGUUACUAAUCUCUGUACUGUCAUUGGGAAUUUAAUUGUCUGCAACUUUUGCUGAAAGCAGAGGCUGUGGAUAUUUCUUCCAUAAUUAGAGAGAAGUCGCAAGAAAAUAAACUAGUUUGAUAUGGAUUUCA
Messenger RNA from Camellia sinensis, 5276 nucleotides. The record is from RefSeq and is a predicted model, not a curated record. Lineage: Eukaryota; Viridiplantae; Streptophyta; Magnoliopsida; Ericales; Theaceae.